AUGAAAAUGACAGCCAUCAUCCCGUACCGAAUCGCUGUACCAGACGAGAAACUUGAGAAGCUUCACCAGAAAUUGAAGCUCACUGAGUUUCCGGAUGAGCUUGAAGAUGCGCAAUGGAAAUACGGAGUCCCGCUGUACAUCAAGAAAUUAACCAACUACUGGAUUGAAGAAUAUGACCGUCGCAAGGUAGAGCGUGAACUAAACAGACUCCCGCACUUCCAAACUCAAAUUACAGUCAACGGUUUCGAUCCUCUUCCUAUGCAUUUUAUACAUCAGAAAAGCGAGGUCGAAGGCGCCAUCCCGCUUCUUUUCGUUCAUGGCUGGCCUGGAAGUUUCUUCGAGGGAUCGAAAUUACUUCCUCUCUUGCAAGGAGGAAACGGAAAGCCCGCCUUCCAUGUUGUUAUGCCUUCUUUGGCCAAUUACGGAUUUUCCGGUGGAGUCACAAAGGUCUAUACCAGACAGGAAAGGAGUGGAAGUAGAGUGCGCCAAAAACCGCAAAUGGGUUCAAAACCUCAACCCAAAACCCGAACCGCAUUGGCCCCAAAACCCGAACCAAUUGCGGUUUGGGUCGGGGACGGUUUGGGCUUGAAUAGCAGGCUGAAGCUUGUCACGGAACCAUGCUCGGGCUUAAUUACAAUCAAUAUGGUAGCUAUCUUCUUCUCUUGUGAAGGUUUCUACUAA
Molecule: messenger RNA, 681 nt
Organism: Penicillium canariense
Lineage: Eukaryota; Fungi; Ascomycota; Eurotiomycetes; Eurotiales; Aspergillaceae
Product: epoxide hydrolase N-terminal domain-containing protein
Exons: 4
Coding region: 1-681 (226 amino acids)
Biological process (GO): epoxide metabolic process
Molecular function (GO): epoxide hydrolase activity
Source: RefSeq, a predicted model, not a curated record